Messenger RNA from Pygocentrus nattereri (red-bellied piranha), 3941 nucleotides. It is a transcript of the gene frmd4ba, whose product is annotated as FERM domain containing 4Ba. The record is from RefSeq and is a predicted model, not a curated record. Gene Ontology annotation, cellular component: adherens junction; bicellular tight junction; cytoskeleton. Gene Ontology annotation, biological process: establishment of epithelial cell polarity. NCBI's taxonomy places the organism in Eukaryota, Metazoa, Chordata, Actinopteri, Characiformes, Serrasalmidae. The coding region runs from base 245 to 3307 and encodes 1020 amino acids. The transcript is spliced from 23 exons. Gene Ontology annotation, molecular function: cytoskeletal protein binding.
GUGUAUAUACUUUGUGCAUGUGUGUGUGUGUGUGAGGGUGUGUAAAGUGGGCAGAAUGGGCUCGUCUGAAGGAGCGGCACUGCGGGCAGCUCUGGGGUCUGCCCUCCUGCUUUCUCCUCCAAGGGGGAAAGACUUGGACUGAAGCCCACGGAGAGAGCCGUGAGUCCAGCCUCUGGCUUUCUAACCCAAACCUCCUCCAGGAUCCAGCCAGGUUAUAUCAGACCGGCUGCAGGAGCGUUCUGGGAUGGCUCUGGGGUUUCUCUGUGGGGUCGAGGACUUCCUGGCCUCUGGGAGUCAGUUAGUGUGGACCGUGGCUGAGCAGGUGCUAAGAAGAUGCUACAAUGAAGGUCUUAUGCCGUGUAGAAGGUUCCUUCAGACACUGUGCCGUAUAGGAGACGUCUUUCAGAUGACGGAGGGCCGGCAGUGCCAGGUGCUUCUACUGGAUGACAGACAGCUGGAACUCUUGGUCCAGCCAAAGCUGUUGUCUCGAGAUCUACUGGACCUGGUCUCUUCCCAUUUUAACCUGAAGGAGAAAGAGUAUUUUGGCAUUUCUUUCACGGAUGAGGUUGGUCAGACUAACUGGCUCCAGCUGAACCGAAGAGUCCUGGAGCACGACUUCUCCAAAAAGCCUGGACCGCUCGAGCUCAAAUUCCAAGUGAGGUUUUACAUCGAGAGUAUCACAUUUCUGAAAGACACAGCGACGGUGGAGCUGUUCUACCGGAACGCAAAGUCUUCUGUCUAUGAUGGGACAAUUGAACUGGAGAGCGAUCAUGUGUUCAAAUUAGCCGCAUACGUGCUGCAGGAGGCGAAGGGGGUCUACACAAGUGAUGAAAGUGCAAGAUCAGAUCUGAAGAAGCUCCCCGUGUUCCCCACAGCUGUUUUAAAGGAGCACCCAUCGCUGACCUAUUGUGAAGACAGGGUAAUUGAGCAUUACAAAGCGUUCAAGGGACUCACCCGAGGAAAAGCCAUUGUACAGUAUCUUUUGCUAGUGGAAUCUUUACCUACAUAUGGAGUUCAUUACUAUGAAGUGAAGGACAAGCAGGGGAUCCCGUGGUGGUUGGGAAUCAGCUAUAAAGGCAUCGCCCAGUAUGACCAACAGGACAAGCUGAAGCCUAGAAAGAUCUUUCGCUGGAAGCAGCUCGAGAACUUGUAUUUCCGUGAGAAGAAGUUUGCAGUUGAGGUCAACGACCCUCAGAGGAGGGCAGCGUCCAAGCGUACUUUCGGACAGUCUGGGCAGGCAAUCCACUCGUGGUAUGCCAGCCACUCUCUGAUCAAAACCAUCUGGGCGAUGGCCAUCAGUCAGCACCAGUUCUACCUGGAUCGCAAACAGAGCAAAGCUAAAAUAGCCACAACCAAAAGUUUGGGCGACAUCGCUAUGGACCUCACUGAGAUCGGAGCCCCCAGGAUCAGCAGGAUGGUCAGUGUUGAGAGCAAAGACCAGCUCAUCAUGGCCAGUAAUGGAAGCUUGGUUUCUGAAGGUUCUGCAGAUUCUGAGGUAAGUGAAGAGCUGAAGAAGGAGAAAGUUGCAGAGCUGAAGAAGAAGGAGAAGAACCUUCAGGAUCUUCUGACCCAGAAGCUCAAUGAGCUUAAGAAGAUCUGCCUCAGAGAAGCAGAGCUCACUGGGAAACUGCCUAAAGAGUACCCUCUAGCGUCAGGAGAGAAACCCCCUACUGUACGAAGGCGUGUAGGGACUGCCUUCAAACUAGAUGACCUGUUCCCCUAUGACGCAGACCCUAAUUUAAGGAACUUAGAAAGCAGGUUUGCUCUGCAGCAGAAGAUCGUAGAAGCGGCGAAGAAGCUGGCCAACGAAGCCGAGCUCUGUAAAACCGUGAAGAAAAAGCGGAGGAGGAACUGUUUAGAUGCCAUGAAGAAGCUCCAGGAAAUUGAGAACGAGAUCAAUGACUACAGAGUGAAGACUGGCAAGAUGCCUACACAGAGAGCUUCCCUCAUCAUUGCUGAUGAUGCGAGUACGGCAGACCUCAGCUCCCUCUCGGACAGCCUAAAUCUGGAAGAUGAUGAGGCUCUGGGAACGCAGCGGCAGCGAUCCCGUUCGGUUCAGUAUUCCCCUCGCCCUUCGGACGCCCUGGAGGUUCCCUACCACGCCGAUCGCAGGACCUCUGCCAACGACGAGCAGCAGGACUCAAACGGAAUAAAUCAUGGCGAAGUCCAGGAACCUUACCCGUAUAUGCACCGCGAUGCCUUAUCGACACACAGUAGCCCCUACUACCAAACCUCCAGACAGCUCCAUGACUCCCGGAGCAUGCCUCCCACCCCCCAACUCACCCGCAAUGCCUUCAGCAGUAUCCAGCUCAGGUGUGAGGACGACGCCUCUCAUCACUUCCGUCAGCGCAGCGGCAGCUUAGAGUCUCAGUCUCUUUUCCCGUCAGAGACGGACGGCCCCGAGCCCACCUUCACCAUCGCUCCCCCGGCCCGCCGAAGCAACAGCACAGAGGUCCUGGACGACGUCUCCUCGCACACCAGCCAGUCCAGCUCAGAAUACUGCGUCACCUCACGGGCUCGCGACCGCUGUCGGCGGAAGAAAGGCAACGUCUAUGCCAACACGGGUAGCAUGCCGAACCUGGCACAGAACGACACUCGCGGUUACGCCUACCAGUCACGGACACGGCCCACCACCACAGCCUAUUAUGUUACCGGAUACCCCGGCUACCCGGAGUCUGAAACGUACGUCAGCAGUGGCUACGUGUACGAAAGUGAAGUGGAGGGGCACUAUAACGUCAAUCCUUCAUACCACGUGCCAGCCUAUCCCACGCACGACCCUUAUAGGGGCUACGGGCAGGACGAGUUAGAUGGCAUGAGCCAGAACCCGUACGCCACGCUGAGGCAAUCGAGGAGCCGCCCGCCGUCCAGAAAUGAGAACGUAACAAAAAACAUGCAAAAGGCUAUAGUGGCUGAGCACUUGCGAGGCUGGUAUAACCGGAACACCGGACAAAAGCAGGCAGCCUAUGACUACGACAGGGGAGCACAGCACAGCUUGGCCUACAGGAUUGCCCCUCCCGCUUAUGGCUUUACUGACCGUGCCAGCUCUUACUCGUCGGUGUCUUCAGCAGCGAAUGCGAGCAACUGGCGUAGUCACCUGGCCGUGGGCUUAUCAGAGUACAACAUGCCUCUUCACCCCCAGCACACAUACGGCUACAGCUCAGUCCAGUACAGCCACCCAGCACACAGCAGGUCGUACGUUGAUGUGAGUCAAUCGGACGCACACAUGAGCAGCCCAGUGGACAGUUUCGACUCUGAAGAUCAGACACUUUACUGGCACGAGGACUCUAAGCCUGGAACUAUAGUGUAAGGACUGAGCGAGGCCACCUGCAGCUGCUCUUCAUGCUUCCGCGUGCCUUUUUCAAGUCCGUCUCAGUUUGCUUUUCUAUGGGCGACCUGUUCCAAAUCCGCGAAAGCAAAGGAAUGUUACCAGGCAAGAGCCGUGUGACUCUUUGGAGAGAGGAGCCCUGCGCAUUCCCUCUGAGAUCAGACCCGGAACAGGCCCAGAAAGCUGUGUAUGUUUGAGUGCGGUUGGCACUAGCACUUGUGUUGCAGGACUUUAUCUACCCUUUGGAAAUGCCUGCAGUUUUCUCUUCGGGACUUAAUAUUGAUUGAUAUUUGAGCCAAACAGCCUGAAGUUUUCCUGUACCACAGAAGGAUAUUACACUAGUAAAUCCUGUGUACGGGACACACAUGCAAAUACUAAUAUGAAGGAUUGAACCCAGGUGGUUUCUGUUGUGUGAAAAAAAACCCACAUGGACAUUUUGCAGUCUUUUUUUUUUUUGUGUUUUUUAGUUAAAUAACUUGAUCAUACCCCUUAUAUUGCUCCCGAGGUUAUCUUUUGUCUUGGGAUAUUAUUCUAAAGUUUUUAUAAACAAAUCCACAUACUCAAAAGUGCUUUGAACACAGCUAUGAAAAAGUAGCUUGUUCUUUCAGUGUUUUCU